AUGGGUCGUGGAAAAGUAGAGCUGAAGAAGAUUGAGAAUCCAACAAACCGCCAAGUUACCUUCUCCAAGAGGCGGAUGGGGUUGUUCAAGAAGGCAAACGAGCUAGCCAUUCUUUGUGAUGCGCAAAUCGGAGUCAUAAUAUUCUCUGGAAGUGGCAGGAUGUAUGAGUACUCCAGCCCUCCAUGGAGAAUAGCAAACAUCUUUGACAGAUACCUGAAAGCCCCUAGCACCCGUUUUGAGGAGAUGGACAUCCAGCAGAAAAUCGUCCAGGAGAUGACUAGGAUGAAGGAUGAGAGGAACAGGCUGAGGAUGAUCAUGGCACAGUACAUGGGGGAGGAUCUGGCCUCAUUCUCCGUGCAAGAUCUGAGCAACCUUGAGCAGCAGAUCGAGUUCUCGCUCUACAAAGUUCGCCUCAGGAAGCAAGGGCUACUUGACCAGCAGCUGCUCGAGAUCCGCCAAAGGGAGAUGCACAUGCCAGGAGAGCAGAGCGGGUACCUGUGCCUCAUGAACCCGGCUAUUGCUAGGGGGCAGCAGCAGCAGGCUCAGGCAGGCGAGAUGGUGGGAAACCCGAGGCCGUUCCCGUGGUGGGACGUGGGGGCCAGUGGCAGUGGCACCCAGAGUCAGCAGCUGCUGCCCGGCCGGGACGCGGCGGAGUCGUCGAUGACGGCGUUGCAGCUGUCUCCGCAGCUGCAGGAGUACAGGCUCCAGCCGCGGCAGGCCAACCUGCAGCAGGACGCCAACGUCCAUGGCUGGCUGUGGAGUUCUGCAUGCAUAUUAUCGACCAUUUGCUGGGGUCGUGGUCCUGAACGAGACGCUGAACGUGCUUGUGACCUGUUCUAG
Molecule: messenger RNA, 840 nt
Organism: Miscanthus lutarioriparius
Lineage: Eukaryota; Viridiplantae; Streptophyta; Magnoliopsida; Poales; Poaceae
Source: the annotation of a GenBank genome assembly